This is a messenger RNA of Trichogramma pretiosum, 2188 nucleotides long. RefSeq names its product ammonium transporter Rh type A (gene Rh50). Gene Ontology annotation, molecular function: ammonium channel activity. Gene Ontology annotation, biological process: ammonium homeostasis; ammonium transmembrane transport. NCBI's taxonomy places the organism in Eukaryota, Metazoa, Arthropoda, Insecta, Hymenoptera, Trichogrammatidae. The record is from RefSeq and is a predicted model, not a curated record. Bases 253 to 1764 code for a protein of 503 amino acids. The transcript is spliced from 11 exons. Gene Ontology annotation, cellular component: plasma membrane.
GGCCGCGCAACACUGCACCGACCCACACACACGCACACACACACAGUGGCUCUAUUUUUCGCAAUUAUUACACGCAAUAUCGGCACUGAUACGUUGUAAUAUGUACCGCGAAUCGUACGAGUGAAGUUCGCGUUCGUUUGUCCCGCUCGCGGAAAUAUAUCGUGCGCGCGUGAGUGUCUUUCCGGUGGUGCUGCUGUGCGUCGUCAGAAUUUUUUUCCAGCGCUACGAAGACUCUGAAUUCUCGAGCUGUCGAUGGGCAACUUUUUUAACGAUCUCAAGACAGGCAACAUGGGAAUAACGAAGAUGAGCGGAGAAAAGCGUCUGGCGACGCUACUCCUUAUCAUUCAAAUAUGUGUCAUCGUACUGACGGGUGUCCUCGUGACGUAUGGACCGGACACGCGGCCCGACUCGUCAAGGAGUCGCUCAGCAAUGCCGUAUUACGUACCACCAACGGAGAAGCCGGAAACCGAUCCGACGUCUAUUUAUCCGAUGUAUCAAGACGUCCACGUAAUGAUAUUCAUCGGUUUCGGUUUUCUCAUGACGUUCUUGCGCCGUUACGGGCAAAGCGCCAUCGGCCUGACGUUUCUCCUGGGUGCUAUACUCGUCCAAGUGGCCAUACUCUGCGACGGCAUCUUCAAAAUCGGCGACAACGGCAAGGCUCCGCUCUCCCUCGAUUCGCUGCUGAACGCGGACGUGGCGGUGGCCGCUCCUCUCAUAUCCAUGGGAGCUUUGCUGGGUAAAACGACCUACAUGCAACUCAUCGUCAUGGGAAUUAUCGAGCUCGUCGUUUACACCUUGAACAAGUACAUCGGAGAGCAACAUUUGUUGGUUGUAGACGACGGCGGCAGUAUAUUCGUCCACGCGUUCGGGGCCUACUUCGGUCUGGCGGUGAGCUUCGUAUUUGGCCUAAGAGACAAGCCCAAGUCACAGGCGCACGAGCUCGAGGGAUCGUCCUACCAGUCCGACAUAUUCGCCAUGAUCGGUACGAUAUUUUUGUGGCUCUUCUGGCCUUCAUUUAAUAGCGCUACCCUCCAUGGGGACGAGCAGCGCCGCGCGAUCGUCAAUACGCUACUGUCGAUCGCAGCGAGCUGCGUCAUCUCGUUCGCCGUGUCAGCCCUCGUCUCGAAGCGCAACAAGUUCGACAUGGUCCACGUACAGAACUCGACGCUGGCCGGUGGCGUGGCCAUUGGCACGGCAGCAGGUAUGAUGUGCCAACCGGUGGGAGCUCUUACAAUUGGAGCCAUUUCUGGAGUAAUCAGUGUCCUUGGCUACAAACAUCUCACGCCGUGGAUGCAAAACCGAUUGCGAAUCCACGACACAUGUGGAGUUCACAAUUUGCACGGCAUGCCGGCUGUACUUGCCGGUUUAUUCGGGGCUUUACUCGCCGGUUUGGCUACAGAGGCAGAUUACAACUACGCUCUAUACGAGAUAUUUCCAGCACGAAUACCGAGCUUGGGACAGAAUCUUACGGAAAUCAAUAACAGCUAUCAAUUAUCCUUGCGACCCGGUCCGAAUCGUACGGCGGGCAUGCAAGCUUCUUAUCAAUUACUCGCGUUAGCCGUGACCCUCGUCGUCGCCAUUGUUUCCGGAUUAGUUACCGGAUUGAUAUUACGCUUGCCAUUGUGUGGCAGCCUGACGGAAGAGCAAAAGUUCAACGACAGCGUGAACUGGGAAAUUGAGUCGGAAGAUGAAGUUCAAAAAAUUUCCAACGCUAACAAGGACGAAAACUCUCAAUCAGCUGAAGUAGCUAUGGGUCACAUCUAAUCCAAUAUACUAUUAAUUGUGCGCCACGAGAUAACUCGGUUCAUAAAAAUCACGAUCGUUGCGAAUAUUUGUUAAGGUUUUAAUGUAAUAUCUGAUUAUGAACUAGAUAACAAAAAAAAAUCAAAUUACCUAAUUCAAGAUUGUACAGUAUUUAAAAAUGAUUUUGUAUAAUGAACUAUACAGAGUAAUCAAAAAUUGUAGUAUUUAUAAAUUUUAUUAUUUUAUAUAAAUUCUCUAUUAGCUCUUUACGAUUUGUACAAUAAAUAUAAUAAUUUAAGAAAUAACACUGCUUUAUGAUUGGAAUCAAACCAAAGGCUAUUUUGAGCACUUAAAUUUAAUAAAUAUUUCUGUAAAUGUAUAAAGCCUCAGCCCAUUACCACAUACCAUGUUAUUGCCAUCAAAACAGUUUACAAGAUAUAAAUUA